AUGUUCCAAGAAGGAAUUCGGGACAUUAUUAGUCAUGUCAAUCGUCAGAAACCGGCACUUGAUCUGUUUAUAGUCACCGGUGUAUGUCUGAAUGAAGAAGAUGCCCGCUUCAUUCUGGAUAACUGCAGAGCCACUCAUCACAUUCUACUUAAUUUCGAGUUUCCUCGAACUUUCCAGCAUGAUAUCAAACUGAGCUCAAGCGGUUUCGGGUGUAUUCAUUCGCAUUGGUUAACCAUUGACAAUCUCAUUUCGCUGGACUGUGCACUCAUUCAACUGUAUGGCUCAGAAUUCACGCAACAAGAUCUCAACCAGUUUGUCAAGCACUGGAUAGCUGGAGCAAAUCCCCGUUUGGAGGCCUUGCUUAUAUAUAGAAACUUACCAGAAAACGUGUUGCUUAACGAUCUGGACAUAGUGGACGGUGUUCAAUUCGUCCAAAUGGAUAGUACAGUCCGCCGACCUUAUUUAGUGUAAGUUAUCAAACGUUUCUUGCGAUCUGUUCAUUCUUUUAGGAAAGAGAAUAUGAUGCCACCGUGCAGAGUGAUUUGUUGCGACGGGUUCGAUAUCGAGAGAAAUGACGGAGCAAAAGCGACAAUCUACUUGGUCGCCGAAAUGUUCCUGUUCCUUGUUGGGCCUCUGCCAACCUCUCAAUGGCUCGAGAUUGAUCACCACGCUUAG
This is a messenger RNA of Caenorhabditis sp. 36 PRJEB53466, 675 nucleotides long. The record is from the annotation of a GenBank genome assembly. NCBI's taxonomy places the organism in Eukaryota, Metazoa, Nematoda, Chromadorea, Rhabditida, Rhabditidae.